Molecule: messenger RNA, 2111 nt
Organism: Acanthopagrus latus (yellowfin seabream)
Lineage: Eukaryota; Metazoa; Chordata; Actinopteri; Spariformes; Sparidae
Product: solute carrier family 22 member 5-like
Exons: 11
Coding region: 53-1744 (563 amino acids)
Biological process (GO): transmembrane transport
Cellular component (GO): membrane
Molecular function (GO): transmembrane transporter activity
Source: RefSeq, a predicted model, not a curated record
CAAAUGUGCACACCGCAGAUAAAAAACACUUGCAAGGAAGACAGGAGCAGACAUGAGUAUUAGAAAAGAAGAGAAUCCUGAGAUUUUGAAUGAUUAUGAUGAAACCAUAGCCUUCCUGGGGCACUGGGGAUGUUUUCAAAAGACUGUCUUUUUCCUGCUCUGUGCCAGCACCAUCCCCAAUGGAACUGGAGUUUUAUCUAUCAUCUUUGUGGCUGACAUUCCUGCUCACCACUGUAGGAUUCCAGAGGUCAACCUAACCCAGGACUGGCUCAACGUUGUCAUCCCAACAAAGGUGGUGAAUGGGAAACAGGAGCAGAGCAGCUGCAGCAGAUACAGACUGGACGUGGUCACAAAUCUGUCUGCUCAGGGAUUCGUUCCAGGCACAGACGUCAACCUCACAGAGCUGCAGCAGGAGGGCUGCGUGGACGGCUGGAGCUACAGCAGAGACGUCUACCAGUCCACCAUCGUCUCCCAGUUUGACUUGGUCUGCACUGACCAGUGGAAGCAGCCGUUCUCCUCCACAGUUUACUUUCUAGGAGUUCUUUGUGGAUCCUUCUUCGCAGGACAGCUCUCAGACAGAUUUGGAAGGAAACCUGUAUUUUUCAUAACCAUGGCAUGUCAGACGAUUUUUACCUUUGCUCAAGUCUUCUCCCCUUCGUGGACCGUGUUUUCCAUCCUCCUCUUCUUAAGCGGUUUGGGACAGAUAGGAAACUACGUGUCUGCCUUCGUGUUGGGAUCAGAGAUCUUGACUGGCAAGGUGCGAGUCCUGUACUCAUCACUGGGUGUGUGUCUGUGUUUCGCCCUUGGCUACAUAAUACUCCCGCUCUUCGCUUACUUAUUGAGGGACUGGAAAUCUCUCCUGCUGGCUAUCUCUCUGCCCGGCGUGCUCUACAUCCCUCUCUGGUGGUUUGUCCCAGAGUCUCCUCGCUGGUUGGUCUCUCAGGGCCGAGUGGAAGAGGCUGAAGCCAUAGUGAGAAGUGCUGCUAAGAAGAAUAACACUAAGGCCCCAAAAGACAUCUUUCAAAACUUUGUUGCUAAUAAGGAAAAUACACGUUCUAAGGAAGAGGAAGGCUACAACGUCCUAGAUCUGUUCAGAACCAGCAGCAUCAGAAACACAACGCUCAUUCUCUUAGUUGUGUGGUUCACUCUCCUUACUGGCUAUUACGGCCUGUCCCUGAACUCAACAAAACUCAGUGGUAACCCCUAUAUCAGCGCCUUCAUCUCAGCAGCUGUAGAGGUGCCAGCGUACAUUUCUGCCUGGCUGGCUCUCGCAUACUUCCCACGACGAUAUGCUGCAAGUUCUGCAGUGCUCCUUGGAGCAGUGUCUCUGUUCGCCAUUCAACUGGUGCCGCAAAAUUUACCAGAGCUGUCUAUUGCGCUGGAAAUGCUGGGUAAAUUUGGCUUCACCACAAGUAGCUCCCUGAUUUUUGCCUACACAACAGAGAUUUACCCAACAGUGAUCAGGAGCACAGCAACAGGAACAUGCGCCACAAUUUCCAGAGUGGGCUCCUGCAUUGCACCUUUUGUGUUUCAUCUGGGUGUAUUUUUCAAGUAUCUGCCUUAUAUUUUACUGGGAAGUCUGGCAGUUGUGUCUGCCAUUGCAACUCUCUUCCUACCAGAGACCUUUGGAAAACCUCUACCUGAAACAUUUGAACAGAUGGGUAAACGAGAAAGGAUGACAUGUCCCUGUGUCACUCAGCGAGAAACAGAAGAACCUGUGGUGUUUUUGGAAAGUCAACUGUGAUUGAUGAACUGACAUAUUGCAGUGUGUAUCACGAUUACUGUUGUAUUUCUCAUGUUCUAUUUAUAAUCUUCCAUCAGAGAUAAGAUGAUGUUUUUUCCUUCUCAGAGGAAACAGGAUAUGAAAAUAAAGCACGAGAACUCCAAUCUCAAGCGGUUCUUAUACUUUUAUAUUGAAGCUAUUUUUUAAUACAGAAGAGAGUUUAGAAAAUGACACAUUUAAGCUCUUGAUUCAAACAGCUCUCUAUUUUCCUUUUCAAAAGACUUGUUCUUCAUUAAGUCCUUGUUUUUCAUGUCUAAUUUCCAUUUAACAUGUAUUGAUGGCCUGAUUAUCCUGAGUACUAAAAUAAAAUAAUAGUGUAUUCUCCAUU